Messenger RNA from Zonotrichia albicollis (white-throated sparrow), 2015 nucleotides. The record is from RefSeq and is a predicted model, not a curated record. Lineage: Eukaryota; Metazoa; Chordata; Aves; Passeriformes; Passerellidae.
AGCCGAGCCCAACCGAGCCGCGCCGGGAGCAGCCGGGCCGGGGGCGGCCGAGCCGGGCCGUCGGGGAACCGCCCGGGAGCCGCCGGAGGAUGUAGGAGGCGGCAGCGGGAGCUGCUGGCCCAGGGAUUCCCAGUGUGGAGGAGCUGCUGCUGGUGAGGCCAUGAGGACAGCAUCCCCCUGAGCGCCGGGCGGAGGCGCCGGCCAAGCGGGACUACAACGGCGCCAAGAUGGACGGCCGCGGGGACGGCUACCACCACCACCACCACCACCACCAUCACCACCACCACCACCAGUCCCGCCACGGCAAGCGCAGCAAGAGCAAGGACCGUAAGGUGGACUCCCGGCACCGGUCCAAGAUGUUGGGCUGGUGGAGCUCCGACGACAACCUGGACAGCGACAGCAGCUACAUGGUGUCCGGCCGGCACGCCGCCGACCAGGGCACCCAGUACUGCGUGGACGCUCCCGAAAGUGCCUUCAGAGACUUGACCUUGAAGAGUCUAAAGGGCGGCGGGGAAGGAAAAUGCCUGGCCUGUGCCGGCAUGUCCAUGUCUCUGGACGGCCAGACGCUCAAGAGGAGUGCCUGGCACACCAUGACCGUCAGCCAGGCCCGUGAAGCCUAUCCCAGCGCCAGCGGCACCGAGAAGACCUUGAUGCUUCAGGAAGCAAAGGCCAAAGACAGAGCGUACCAGUACCUGCAGGUGCCGCAGGACGAGUGGAGCGGGUACCCGGCGGGCAAGGACGGGGAGAUCCCGUGCCGGCGGAUGCGCAGCGGCAGCUACAUCAAGGGUUUGCAAGUAGGCACUAUUCUGAUUCAUAUAUCUGUAACUGUCCCAGCUGCUGCACGCCACCGCGAAUGCUCCCGCGGGGACAGAGCUACGGGCGCUCCUUCACCACCGGCCAGAUCAAUGACGAGCUCAACCACCAGUUUGAGGCCGUGUGCGAGUCGGUGUUUGGUGAGGUGGAGUCGCAGGCCGUGGAGGCGCUGGACCUGCCCGGCUGCUUCCGCAUGCGGAGCCACAGCUACCUGCGGGCCAUCCAGGCAGGCUGCUCCCAGGACGACGACUGUCUCUCACUCUUCUCCAUGUCGGCCCCUCCUGGGCCACCCAUCACCAGCAGCAUCCUGAAGCCCAGCACUUCCUUCAGUUACAGAAAAGCUCCACCUCCCAUCCCUCCAGGAACCAAAGCCAAACCUCUCAUCUCCGUCACGGCGCAGAGCAGCACCGAGUCCACCCAUGAGAGUUACCUGCCCAGCGAGGUCGCCCGCAGCCCCGCCUGGUCCAAAGAUGCCGCGGCCCGCUGCAACUCUGCCGAGAGCCUGGAGAGCUCCAAGGUGACGGCUGUGGCCCUGGACCUGCCCCCAGUCCAGCCCCGUGCCGCUCCCAAGCCCUCCACCCUCAUCAUCAAGGCCAUCCCAGGCCGGGAGGAGCUGCGGAGUUUGGCUCGCCAGAGGAAGUGGCGUCCGUCCAUCGGCGUGCAGGUUGAGGCCGUCUCUGACUCGGAUACGGAGAGCCGGAGCCAGAGGGAGUUCCACUCCAUCGGGGUGCAGGUGGAGGAGGACAAAAGACUCCGGCCGCGCCUCCCCGUGCCACCGCGACGGGGAGUGGUUCAUCAAACUGCUGCAGGCUGAGGUGGAGAAGAUGGAGGGAUGGUGCCAGCAGAUGGAGAGGGAGGCGGAGGACUAUGACCUGCCCGAGGAGAUCCUGGAGAAGAUCCGGAGCGCGGUGGGCAGUGCCCAGCUCCUCAUGUCUCAGAAGGUGCAGCAGUUCUACCGCCUCUGCCAGCAGAACAUGGAUCCCAACGCAUUCCCUGUGCCCACCUUCCAAGACCUGGCUGGCUUCUGGGACCUCCUGCAGCUCUCCAUUGAGGAUGUCAGCAUGAAGUUUGGGGAGCUCCAGCAGCUCAAGGCCAAUGGGUGGAAGAUCAUGGAGCCCAAGGAGGAGAAGAAGGUGCCUCCCCCGAUACCAAAGAAGCCGCCGCGCUCCAAGGUGCACCCGGUGAAGGAGCGCUCCCUGGAC